AUGCCUCCACGAUAUGCUGGUGGGCUCAACCCGCCUUUCCACCCUCAAAACCACUUGCAGUCGUACCACCCGACUCAACAACAAUCAUUUCUGCCACCUCCAGGCCAUUCAAACUCUCAGAACAAUGCGAUCUCGAGUCCCUUCUCUUCGAUAGGCCAGUCCGCCGUAAACAACUUCGAACGCGGCACACCCGACACCAUGAUGAGCGGCCAGCUUGGCUUCGGGAGAGGCUCAUCAGUCCAAAACCACCAGGGCUAUAGUGAGAUGGGCCCGAUGAGAGAUAGACCCGAAGACAGCCGGAUACGAAAUGUAUGGAAGCACAACCUCAAGCAGGAGAUGGAAACGCUGCGGAGUCUGGUCGACGACUAUCCAUUCAUUGCUAUGGACACCGAGUUCCCCGGCAUCGUAGCCAGGCCUAUUGGUCAAUUCACCAACAAGAGCGACUACCACUACCAGACUCUGCGUUGCAACGUCGACUUCCUCAAGAUGAUUCAGCUGGGCAUCGCUCUCUUUCGCGAAGACGGCUCCUUACCUCCCAGCGAUCACAACGCCAGAAACGGCUACGCAAGUACUUCAGUCACACCAUACGCCUGGCAAUUCAACUUCCAAUUCUCUCUCGAAGAAGAUAUGUCUGCCAACGACUCGAUCACGAUGCUCUCGAAAGCUGGCAUCGACUUUGAGCGCCACAACAAGCAGGGCAUUGACCCUCACGAAUUUGGCGCCCUCCUCAUCUCGUCCGGUCUGGUGCUUGACCCAGAAGUCCACUGGCUCUCUUUCCAUUCCGGCUACGACUUUGGCUAUCUGAUGAAAACGAUGAUCUGCCAAGCCCUGCCAGGAGACGAGGAUAACUUCCACAUGAGGAUCAAAAAGUUCUUUCCCUCGCUCUACGACAUCAAGUACAUGCUCAAGCAUGCAGCUGCCCGACAACAGGUCAACGACAACGUUCCGCUUUCUCAGGAGGCCGCCCAUAUUAUCAAGCAGAUGUAUACCAAGUCUGGUCUACAGGACAUAGCCGACGAAUUGGGCAUCGCUCGUGUUGGACAAGCUCAUCAGGCAGGCAGCGACUCGUUGUUAACAGGCCAGGUCUAUUUUGAGAUGAAGAAGAAGAUCUUUGGCGGUAGCAUCGACGAAACCAGGUAUUCUGGCCAAGUCUGGGGUCUCAACGCGCAGAUGCCGCCAAUUCUGAACAACAUAGCCCCUCGCGAAUUGAAUGGUGCCACCUUCUACCUUCUGGCGCCCCCAGCACACCCCAAUCGACUGCAGCAGGUGUCGCUAACAAUCUCGGACCUUCGACCCCGUUCGGCAAUUUCACUUACUCUGGUAGAGGCGGUCUAA
Cyphellophora attinorum is the source of this 1335-nucleotide messenger RNA. RefSeq names its product Poly(A) ribonuclease pop2. The transcript has a single exon. Lineage: Eukaryota; Fungi; Ascomycota; Eurotiomycetes; Chaetothyriales; Cyphellophoraceae. The record is from RefSeq and is a predicted model, not a curated record. Gene Ontology annotation, cellular component: P-body; CCR4-NOT complex; CCR4-NOT core complex. Bases 1 to 1335 code for a protein of 444 amino acids. Gene Ontology annotation, molecular function: poly(A)-specific ribonuclease activity; nucleic acid binding.